AAUAAUCUAUAAGAAACGAAAUAAAAAGGCAAGCAGUAAUCCUCAGCGCACUAAAGCACAAAGGUGUGCAAAACAUUCACCAUCAAUGGCCGGGGAACCAAACACUUUACAUAAUAAAAAGUUUGCCCCGAUCGUCUUUUUUUGAACCAGAACCGUGCAUUAGAAGUUAUCCAGCUUAAACAAUAAGAAACUAAACUAAUCGGGCCAAAAAAAUAGUGCAUGUUCUAUUGACUGCUGUGUGAAAAGCUUCUCUUUCGAAUCCAGUUUUUGUGCCAAGGUGGUUUGAACGUAUCUCUAAAAAAAAACACCGCGCAAUCGUGGCUCCCAUUUAUAAUUCAAGAUGGUUCGCCUUCAAGCGAAUGCAGUUUCUAUUAUACAAGGAAGAGACCGAAGAGACCACGCUAGAUUCAGAAAUGGAACAGCAUCAUUUUAGAAAUUCCGAAAUAAUCGAAGUGGAAAUCCAAGACAAUCCAGAGGAGGAGAGUGGCGAGAAACUGAUUGUAGCAAAGAGACGCACAUUUCGGCCCUCAGUAGCUGCUCCGAAGCCCAUUAACGACACUACAUUGGACGAGAAGAGUUUCAACAGUUCCCUGAGCGCUCGGCUCGAAGAUCCAUGUGCAACUUAUGGGGCACACGUGGCAAAUAAGCUCAGAAGUUACACGCAACAAGUGCGUGUGCAAGUGGAACAUGCCAUCAACAAUAUUUUGUUUGAGGCAGACAUCGGCAAAUUUAAUACGAAUCCUGCGGGACGUUCGAAAAUGUCCCCGACAAUGUCCGACAUCUUCGAUCCGCAUGACUAUGAAUGAGCAACCUUGCCUUCCGCUCAACUGUUAAUAUCUGUGUAAAAUGAAGUUAGAUGUAGGUACCUGUUGUAAAAAUAAUAAAAUAUCUAAUUUGUA
Molecule: messenger RNA, 899 nt
Organism: Dendroctonus ponderosae (mountain pine beetle)
Lineage: Eukaryota; Metazoa; Arthropoda; Insecta; Coleoptera; Curculionidae
Exons: 3
Coding region: 360-806 (148 amino acids)
Source: RefSeq, a predicted model, not a curated record